AUGAAGGCGACCCUACGGCUCUGGACGGCGGUGAUGGCGUUGGUGUGCGUAAGUCUCCAGGUGUCCGCAUUACCUUACAGUGACAGCCGUGUUGUACAGGAAAAUAGCUUGCUUUCACUGAAAAGGACGAAACCAUCGCUGUCGAUCGUUAACCCGCUGGAUGUGCUUCGGCAGCGAAUCAUUCUCGAAAUGGCCCGAAGACAGAUGCGCGAAAACACUAGACAGGUUGAACUAAACAAGGCACUGCUGAGGGAAAUCGGAAAACGGAGUAGCAACCUAUACGACGGAUCCGAAUACCCGGUCGACUACACGUACUACGAUCGGAAGCUGUACAACCAGCAUGUCGCAUCCAAACCCGACCACGCCAGCCCUGCCGAGGAGGAGCUGGAAGCGAUGGUCGAAAACCUACUGCAGCACAACAAUCGUCUUGCCGCAAGGGAAGGUAACUAUGGUGGCAAGUACCAGCGAACGCGCUCCGUCAACGAACGGCAAACACCCGCGUCAAGGAUGGUCUCCGAACCGAUGUCCCAGCAGCAGCAGCAGCAGCAGCAAGCACAGUCCCAGCAGCUUAGCAGUCUUUUCAACAACGAACAGGAAGGAGAUCUCAAGACUAAGGAUCAAGCUCUCAGGCAGGAACCGGACAACGUGAACUUGGACACCACUGAAGACGAUGUGCAGGAACAGCAGGAACAAUCGAUGAAUGAUGGUAGCAGCUCUGGCGUGUUAAAAGCGAUACAGCAGGACGGCAACAUUCUCCUGGACCAGUCGAGCAACCAUCAAUCGUCGAGCGAUCGGAACAGUGGCACCGACUUUGGACCCCGGUACGUCUACGGUAUGUACAAAAACCGAUACGCCAACUAA
Molecule: messenger RNA, 861 nt
Organism: Anopheles maculipalpis
Lineage: Eukaryota; Metazoa; Arthropoda; Insecta; Diptera; Culicidae
Gene: Dh44
Exons: 3
Coding region: 1-861 (286 amino acids)
Cellular component (GO): extracellular region
Molecular function (GO): hormone activity
Source: RefSeq, a predicted model, not a curated record